UUGGGCGGCUCCACCAAAGUCAGCGCCCGCAAGACCGCGUGGGGUUGGGCCGCAAGUCGCAACACUGCCUAACAGUGACCCAGGGGCCGGGAACCGGGUGGGAGGACCUGAGCGGCGCAAGCCUGGGCUCUGAAAGGACAUGGCAGCCGUAAAGCCCAGCCUGGGCCGAGUCCUCCCCAGAUCGUCCAUGCUUUUCCUGUGCGACAUGCAGGAGAAGUUCCGCCACGUCGCUUACUUCCCCCAGAUCGUCUCUGUGGCCGCCCGCAUGCUCAAGGUGGCCCGGCUGCUGGAGGUGCCAGCCGUCCUGACAGAGCAGUACCCGCAAGGCCUGGGUCCCACAGUGCCUGAGCUGGGGGCCGAGGGCCUGCGGCCACUGCCCAAGACCUGCUUCAGCAUGGUGCCCGUGGUGCGGCAGGAGCUGGACGCACGGCCUCAGCUGCGCUCUGUGCUCCUUUGUGGCAUCGAGGCACAGGCCUGCAUCAUGCCAGGUGGACCGCCUGGUGGCCCUGGCCCGGAUGCGACAGAGCGGCGUCUUCCUCUCCACCAGCGAAGGGCUCAUUCUGCAGCUUGUGGGCGAUGCUGCACACCCCCAGUUCAAGGAGAUCCAGAAGAUCAUCAAGGACCCCGUCCCAGACAGCGGGCUGCUCGGCUUCUUCCAAGGCCAGAAUCCCCUCUUCCGCUGAACUCCUACUCUGCCUUGAGGGGGAGAUCUCCGUUCCUCCUGUCACUGAGGCCUCUGUGGAAGUGCCUUCCCCCAUCCUUGGAUCCCAAGAGUGGUGCAAUCCACCGGGAGUACCGCCCCCCUCGGGAGGGGAGGCAAGUACUGCCUUACUAUUGGGCGAGAGCUCCCGGAAAUGCAAAUGUAACUCUGGAAGCUGGGUGACCAUUGGCGAGACUGGGGUGGAGGCGGGGCUCGGCCCCUGGCCACUUCACGCGGGUGGGAAAAGGAGGGGGAGGGAGUGUCACAGACUGUGUGGGACCCGGACACGCAGAAUAAACACUGAUGUAGCUGUG
Molecule: messenger RNA, 1014 nt
Organism: Artibeus jamaicensis (Jamaican fruit-eating bat)
Lineage: Eukaryota; Metazoa; Chordata; Mammalia; Chiroptera; Phyllostomidae
Gene: ISOC2
Product: isochorismatase domain containing 2
Exons: 5
Coding region: 140-883 (247 amino acids)
Cellular component (GO): cytoplasm
Source: RefSeq, a predicted model, not a curated record